AUGAAAAUUUUUAUUGGUGGAUUAAGUUUUGAUACCACGGAUGAGACACUUCGAAAUUACUUUGCUAAAUAUGGAGAUAUUGCUGACAGUGUAGUGAUAUGCGAGUCUGGUUCAAGGAAACCGAGAGGUUUUGGAUUUGUUACCUAUAAAGAUGUAACUAGUGUUAAGAAUUGCUUAGCUGGUAUACCUCACCAGAUUGAUGGUAAAACUGUUGAAGUCAAGCAUGCAGUACCAAGAGAAAGUAAUGAAUUAGCAGCACCUCAUGAACGACGCUCUAAAAAGAUUUUUAUUGGUGGACUUGGAGCAUCAACUACUGAAACUGAAAUUCGCCAGUAUUUUAAUCAAUUUGGUAAAAUAUUGAAUAUCGAUCUGAAAAAAGAUCGUGACACCAAUGUUUUAAGAGGUUUUGGAUUUGUAGUAUUUGAAGCCGAAGACUCUGUAGAUAAGGUCUUAACUGCUAGGUGA
Messenger RNA from Trichoplax adhaerens, 465 nucleotides. RefSeq lists its product as uncharacterized. NCBI's taxonomy places the organism in Eukaryota, Metazoa, Placozoa, Uniplacotomia, Trichoplacea, Trichoplacidae. The coding region runs from base 1 to 465 and encodes 154 amino acids. The record is from RefSeq and is a predicted model, not a curated record. Gene Ontology annotation, molecular function: RNA binding. The transcript has 2 exons. Gene Ontology annotation, cellular component: cytoplasm.